AUGUUUCCACUGACCAGAUUACAAGUGACCUCGCGUGCUGUCCUCAAGUUGCUUCACCUUGUCCUGGUGGUCUUCUCUUUGAGUCCCAGUCGAUUGCCACGUCCGAUUCUGUGGAUUCGUCUUAUUGGUUGGGUAGCCUGGUACGUUUUCAUCUGGAUGCGGAGUGUGCAUGUGGCUAAGACGACGGACUGCGAUCUGGACUGCAUGCUGCGACAUAUGCUGACGGUGUGCGAGACGGCAUCGCACGCUUUCCUGGUGGCCAGCACAUUCAUCCAGGGUUUUCGCAACAGUCAGGAGGAGCAGCCGGGUGAAGUGACCAUAUUCCAGGCCUCAGAUCCGUGGGUUGCCUUCACGGUCCUGGCGAUGCUAGCGCCUAUGUUUGGAGUUCAGUAUAUGGUGUGCUCCAAUAUUCCUGACUCUGAACGUCGCGUCUGGCUUUAUCACCUGAAAACUCUGCCCAGCUUCUUGGCUCUGCAGCUGCAGAUUGUGUCCUUUAUCUCAGAGGUAAUGGAGGUGAACAUCCGAGUUCGUUUGGCCAAGCUUCAACUGGUAAUCCUGGCCAGGGAACUGUCCAGCCGUUGGCCUCAGUGCAAAUAUCAACCAGAUUUCUUGGAUCGGCAGAGCUAUCGAAUCGAAGCCCUGAAGCGUCGCUAUAACGAACUCCACCAUCUGUACGAUCGGAUUAACGACUGCUUUGGUGUUAGCCUGCUCAUCAUCAUUAUUGUUUUUUUCGCUGACUUUGUGUGCAAUUCCUACUGGCUCUUCGUAGAUGUUCGAACCACUUCGAAGAGUCGAGUUAAUGCCAUUCUGGUCAAAAUGGGGUUUAUUUUCAAUGUGGCCCUGCAGAUGUCGUCAGCUUGCUGGCACAGUCAGCAAAGCUACAAUCUUGGUCGCCAGAUCGGUUGUCUUAUUUCCAAGUUGGUGAAACCUCAGGGCAGCAAGCGAUACAAUGAGCUGGUGAGCGAGUUUUCCCUGCAGACUCUGCAUCAACGCUUUGUGGUCACCGCCAAGGAUUUCUUCAGCCUCAAUUUGCAUCUUCUCAGCAGCAUGUUUGCAGCUGUAGUCACUUAUCUGGUCAUCCUUAUACAGUUUAUGUUUGCUGAGAGGAGCGCAGGUGGUCAUUCGGGUUAA
Molecule: messenger RNA, 1131 nt
Organism: Drosophila kikkawai
Lineage: Eukaryota; Metazoa; Arthropoda; Insecta; Diptera; Drosophilidae
Source: RefSeq, a predicted model, not a curated record